Molecule: messenger RNA, 2349 nt
Organism: Oryza brachyantha (malo sina)
Lineage: Eukaryota; Viridiplantae; Streptophyta; Magnoliopsida; Poales; Poaceae
Product: auxin response factor 22
Exons: 3
Coding region: 53-2122 (689 amino acids)
Biological process (GO): regulation of DNA-templated transcription; response to hormone
Cellular component (GO): nucleus
Molecular function (GO): protein binding; DNA binding
Source: RefSeq, a predicted model, not a curated record
UUUGUUGGGUAAGCAGUGAUCGCAUUUGGUGGUGGUGGUGGCGGCGGCGGAGAUGAAGGAGGUGGGUGAGGAGGACAGGUGCCUGGACCCGCAGCUAUGGCACGCCUGCGCGGGCGGCAUGGUGCAGAUGCCGGCCGUGCGCUCCCGCGUGUACUACUUCGCGCAGGGGCACGCGGAGCACGCCAACGGCGGCGGGGCGGCGGAGCUCGCCGCGGCGACGGGGCCGCGCGCGCUCCCGGCGCUCGUGCUCUGCUGCGUGGAAGGGGUGCAGUUCUUGGCUGAUCCGGAGAGCGACGAGGUGUACGCCAAGAUCCGGCUCGCGCCGGUUGGCCCGGGGGAGGUGGAGUUCCAGGAGCCGGAGGAGCUCUGCCCGCUCGGCGGCGACCCCUCGGAGCCCCCCGAGAAGCCGACCUCGUUCGCCAAGACGCUGACGCAGUCCGACGCCAACAACGGCGGGGGUUUCUCGGUGCCGCGCUACUGCGCGGAGACCAUCUUCCCCAAGCUGGACUACAGGGCCGACCCGCCGGUGCAGACGGUGCUCGCCAAGGACGUGCACGGGGAGGUGUGGAAGUUCCGGCACAUCUACCGCGGCACGCCGCGCCGGCAUUUGCUCACGACGGGGUGGAGCACGUUCGUGAACCAGAAGAAGCUCGUCGCGGGGGACUCGAUCGUGUUCUUGCGCACCAGGCUCGGCGAGCUGUGCGUCGGGAUACGGCGGGCGAAGCGCGUGGCGUGCGGCGGCAUGGAGUGCAUGUCCGGGUGGAACGCGCCGGGCUACGGAGGCUUCUCGGCGUUCUUGAAGGAGGAGGAGAGCAAGAUGAUGAAGAGCCCCGGUGGUGGGUACAUGAGGGGCAGGGGGAAGGUGAGGAUUGCCGAUGUCGCGGAGGCCGCCGGCCUAGCGGCGAACGGGCAGCCGUUCGAGGUGGCAUACUACCCGAGGGCGAGCACGCCGGAGUUUGUCGUGAAGGCUGCAUCAGUGCAGGCUGCAAUGAGGAUCCAGUGGUGCUCCGGGAUGAGGUUCAAGAUGGCAUUUGAGACAGAGGAUUCGUCAAGGAUUAGCUGGUUCAUGGGGACAAUAUCUUCCGUUCAGGUUGCUGAUCCAAACAGAUGGCCAAAUUCGCCAUGGAGACUUCUUCAGGUGUCGUGGGAUGAACCGGACCUGUUGCAGAAUGUGAAAUGUGUCAGCCCAUGGCUUGUGGAGCUUGUGUCCAGCAUUCCACCAAUCCAUUUAGGACCAUUUUCUUCACCUCGAAAGAAGUUGCGGGUUCCUCCACAUCCUGACUUCCCAUUUGAGGGUCAUUUGUUGAAUCCGAUUUUCCACGGGAACCCACUUGGUCCUAGCAACAGCCCCCUGUGCUGUUACCCGGACAACGCUCCUGCAGGCAUACAGGGAGCCAGGCAUGCUCAAUUUGGUUUACCAAUAACAGACCACCAGCUUAACAAGCUGCACCUCGGUCUGUUCCAUGGAGGCAGUUUUAACAGACUUGAUGCUAUUGCUCUGCCUUCGCGGAUAUCCAAGGGCUUUAUGGUCAGUAGUGCACCUGCUCAUGACAAUGUCUCUUGUUUGUUGUCAAUCGGUACACCACAGACCACAGAGAAAUGUGAUGACAGAAAGACGACAUCCCACAUAAUGCUGUUUGGAAAGGCUAUAUUUACUGAGCAGCAGAUAACUUCAAGCGGAUCGAUGGAGACACUCUCCCCUGGAGUUACAGGAAAUAGCUCACCCACUGGCAAUGAGCAGAAGGCAGGAAAUGCAUCUGAUGGUUCUGGUUCAUCGAUUUGCGUUGGUUUCUUGUCCCAAGGUCAUGAAGCUUCUGACCUUGGUUUAGAAGCUGGGCACUGCAAAGUAUUUUUGGAAUCAGAGGACGUUGGUCGCACCAUUGACCUGUCUGUCUUAAGGUCAUAUGAAGAACUGUACGGUCAACUGGCUGAUAUGUUUGGAAUCGAGAAACAAGAAAUCAUAAGCCAUCUUCAUUACCGUGACGCAGCCGGUGUAGUGAAGCAUACCGGUGAGGUACCAUUCAGCCACUUCAUGAAAGUUGCACGGAGGCUUACAAUAAUUGCCGGUGACAAGGGGAGAAUUGAGAGGCCUCUCAUCGAAUGCUUAGUUGAGCAGGCGUGAUAAGUUCAAUAAACUCCCAUUUGAAUUUAAUUCAGACAUGAAUCCUACCGUGAAAGACUUUCCUUUUAUAUGUACUUGCGUGGGCUGUUAACAAAGCAGAGAUGCUUUGUAUGGUCAGUGCUGUGGAUUGCUUAAGUUAAAAGUGUGUGUGCUUUUAUCUUUGCCUCAGUUAGUUCAGUAUCUUUGUUGGAAUUGUCAUGUUCUUCUGUUCAAGUUCCUAAAUCAAA